This is a messenger RNA of Tribolium castaneum (red flour beetle), 993 nucleotides long. Its product is annotated as trypsin-1-like. NCBI's taxonomy places the organism in Eukaryota, Metazoa, Arthropoda, Insecta, Coleoptera, Tenebrionidae. Gene Ontology annotation, molecular function: serine-type endopeptidase activity. Gene Ontology annotation, biological process: proteolysis. Bases 61 to 951 code for a protein of 296 amino acids. The transcript is spliced from 6 exons. The record is from RefSeq and is a predicted model, not a curated record.
CUCAUCAACGCGAAAGGAAAAAGUCCACUGACCUCAGACACAACUAGUUCGACGGUCGUCAUGUUCCCAACAAAACUUCUAAUCUUCCUAAUCCUACCACUGUUCAACACUGGCGUCAAAGUCGAAAAGGGCCUCUUCGACUUCCUCUUCAGCCCUUGUAAAUGCAGGUGUGGGUUGCCCAACAGAGAGGCCCGUUUCAAAGGCGGUGAGUAUCUGAGAGGACACGAAUUUCCGUGGUUGAGUGCGAUUCAAGUUUUGGGCGAAGGAGACGAAGAAGGAUCCACGAUUCCGGGAACACUUAUCAAUAACAAAUACGUUGUUACCGCAGCCUCACAACUUGACGGAAUCACCCCUUAUCAAAUUAAAGUGACUUUGGGCCAGUUUGAUAAAUGCAACAACGACAUUUCCUCGACCAACGUCAGUGUGGACAAAAUAAUCAUGCACCCGGACUUCAGCAGCGAAAAUAAAGCCAACGAUAUUGCUCUAAUCAAAUUAAGCACUCCGGUUUUAAUCGAACGCAGAGUCUCGCCGAUUUGUUUAUCAGUUCCUGGUCACAGCUACUUGGGCCAAGUCGCCACAAUUGCAGGAUGGCCCAAAAGCGAGGAAGAAGGGGCGGAAGAGGGCCAAACGACCUGUCGGCCCAAAAAAAUUGGGCUGCCGGUUUUGAGCAGUCAAGAGUGUAUUGAGACGGCUGCUGACACCGAUUCCUACACCCGUGAUAAGGGUUGCGUUGGGGUUGUGGGCGCCCCGAGUGUUGUCUGCGAUGAUGACGGCGGAAAUGCCGUUAUGUAUCGCUCGCACCGAGGAAUUUACGAACUGAUUGGAAUUAUGACUGAUCAAAAUGCUUGCGAGGAUGAUAGCACCAAUACGGCCCUUUAUACCAGGGUUAAUGACCAUCUGGCCUGGAUUGUGCAAAAUACCAGAGAUGCCUGUUAUUGCAUUAAAACUUGAUUUUUGUGGAGUUUGAAUAUUUUAAUAAAGAGAUAAAUCCCA